Molecule: messenger RNA, 3028 nt
Organism: Benincasa hispida (wax gourd)
Lineage: Eukaryota; Viridiplantae; Streptophyta; Magnoliopsida; Cucurbitales; Cucurbitaceae
Product: Pentatricopeptide repeat (PPR) superfamily protein
Molecular function (GO): protein binding
Source: RefSeq, a predicted model, not a curated record
AAAUGUUAUAACGAGUAUUGAGAAAGCGUGCUAUUUUUGAGAUUUGAAAAGUAGAGAUUAUUUUUGGGCAAUUUCCCAUCUCCAUGGCUGUCUGCAAUUUAUCUUUCACUACGAAGUGGAUAGUCCAGAUUUGCGUUAACGAUGAAGAGCCAACUGCUAAGCUCGUAAGUGUUCAAACACAACUUUGUUGGCUGUAGCAAAAUUAGAGCAGCAAUCGAGCGGAGAACAAGGCUUGGACUACGAUUGAAGAAUGUGGAAAAGAGUUCUGUGUUCAAUUCCUCACAGAUCGUUUUCUUCUGCACCAGAAACCCCAUCCCUCUACUCCUUCCUCCAACCCUCCCUUUUUGCCCUAAAGAAAACCCCAUUUUCGCCUUCUCAAGACUCCUCCCACCUCCGUCAGGAUCCAACUCCUCAAAUUUUAACUCCGGAUCGCGUCGCCGCCGUAGAAACUGCCCUCCACAAGUCCCUCCUCACCAGCGACACUGAUGAGGCAUGGAAAUCCUUCAAAUUGCUCACGAAAAGCUCUGUUUUCCCAUGUAAGUCUCUUAUCAAUUCACUUAUUGCCCACUUGUCCUCAAUUGGGGACGUUCAUAAUCUGAAAAGGGCCUUUGCAUCUAUGGUGUUUGUUAUUGAGAAGAAACCUGAACUGUUGGAUUUUGAGUCUGUUAAAGCUUUAUUGGCUUCUAUGAAACGUGCCAACACUGCUGUUCCUGCUCUUUCUUUGAUUAAAUGCAUGUUUAAGAAUCGAUGCUUCGUGCCUUUUAGUGUCUGGGGCAAUGAACUUGUCGAUAUUUGCAGACAGAGUGGGAGUUUGAUUCCCUUUUUAAGAGUUUUUGAAGAGAACUGUAGGAUUGCUUUAGAUGAGAAGUUGGAUUUUAUGAAACCAGAUCUUAUUGCUUGUAAUGCAGCACUUGAGGGGUGUUGCCAUGAGCUUCAAUCUAUAACAGAUGCCGAGAAAGUUGUUGAAACGAUGUCACUUUUGUAUCUUCGGCCUGAUGAAGUGAGUUUUGGUGCUCUUGCUUAUUUGUAUGCAUUGAAGGGGCUUGAACAGAAAAUAAUCGAGUUAGAAGUCUUGAUGGGAAGUUUUGGUUUUACUCGUAAAGUUCUCUUUUUUAGUAAUUUGGUAAGUGGAUACGUUAACGCGAGCAACUUUGCUGCUGUUUCCAAGACUAUGUUGCGUAGUUUAAAAGGUGAAGGUGGAGCACAUGUACAUUUUGGUGAAAAAACAUAUGUGGAAAUGGUUAAGGGCUUUAUUCAAAGUGGAAAUCUGAAGGAAUUAUCUGCAUUGAUUGUCGAUGCUCAGAAUUUAGAGUCUUCAUCAGAAGUUGAUGGAUCUAUUGGAUUUGGUAUCAUUAAUGCAUGUGUUAAUAUUGGAUGGUUGGAUAAGGUGCAAGAUAUUCUGAAAGAAAUCAAAUCCCAGGGAGUUUCUCUGGGCCUUGAAGUCUAUCUGCCAAUCUUGAAAGCUUACCGGAAGGAGCAUCGAACAGCUGAAGCCACCCAAUUGAUCAUGGAUAUUAGCAGUUCUGGGAUUCAGUUGGGUGCAGAGAGUUACGAUGCUUUAAUAGAGGCAUCAAUGUCGAACCAAGAUUUUCAGUCAGCUUUUGCUUUGUUCAGGAAUAUGAGAGAAACAAGAAAAUAUGACACGAAAGCUAGUUAUCUAACUAUUAUGACUGGCUUAAUGGAGAACCAUAGGCCUGAGUUGAUGGCUGCCUUCUUAGACGAAGUUGUUGAAGAUCCUCUUGUUGAAGUUGGAACUCAUGAUUGGAACUCUAUUAUACAUGCCUUUUGCAAAGCUGGAAGACUCGAGGAUGCGAGGAGAACAUUCCGAAGAAUGAAAUUUCUGCAAUUUGAACCAAAUGAGCAGACCUUCUUGUCCCUAAUAAAUGGUUAUGUGUCUGCAGAGAGAUAUUUCUAUGUUCUGAUGCUGUGGAACGAACUAAAGUGGAAGGUUACAGCAAAUGGGGAGAGAGGUAUCAAACUUGACAACAACUUGGUUGAUGCAUUCCUGUAUGCUUUGGUCAAGGGAGGUUUCUUCGAUGCCGUGAUGCAAGUUGUUGAAAAAACUAAGGAUACGAAGAUCUUCAUUGAUAAAUGGAAAUAUAAGCAAGCAUUCAUGGAGACUCAUAAGAAACUCAAAGUGGCAAAGUUGAGGAGGAGGAACCACCGGAAAAUGGAAUCACUAAUUGCUUUCAAGAACUGGGCUGGUCUGAAUGCUUGAGAUUUGAAGCCUCUCUGAUAUGAAAGUCUCAACAAAUGGCAUGUUUUAGAUGCAUGAAUUGGCAAUUUGGUCCGUUUUUAUUCUGAAGUUUACAGCCACAAGCAAUGGUUUCCACUUGAAUUCGGAAAACUGAAGCUACGAUGAAUGUCCCAUAGUUCAUUGUUUGCUGUUUUCCUUGGAUGCUCUGCACAGGGACCUCGAUUAUUUAAUUUUGAAGAUUCUUGUUCAUUAGAGGAAAAAGAGUGUCUGCAGAGUGAAGUCCAUUGUUAAUUACAGUAAUCUGAGGAAUGUCUGCACCAAAACUUGCAGCUUCUGAAAGUUGAAAGACUCGACCUCACCAGAGGAUAUGAUCUGUUGAAUGUAGCAAACAGUCGUUCGGACGUGGUUCAAAAUUUUCAAUUGAGCCAUAACUGGUUUUCUUUAUAUGAGAAGACGAUAUAGAGAUGCAGAAGGAAAGAAUAGCUGAAACUUGAAUGGCUCAGCAGCGACUUGGCAAUAUAAUUUUAAAUGAGUUAAAAUGUAGGGCUAUUUAGAUUGAUUUUCUAAGUACUACAACAGACCUGUAGAGUCUUGGCAUCAUGAUUUUUACUCUACUCUACUUAUCCAUUUUCUGUGUUAUUGUAAUUGUUGUUCGGUAGAGCUGGAGCUUGCUGAACAUAUUAUUAUUGGUAUAUUAGAUGGUAGUAUGUAAGUGAUAGAUGCUCGAAUUAUGAUCUUACUUGUGAUAGAUGCUCGAAUUAUGAUCUUACUUGAACAAGAUAUGUUAUAUUUUGAGAAAUUUGUAUGGAUGACCCAAUUUUUUGGUCCAAA